ACUGCAAUUCUACUUGGUAUCAGAGCUUAGGCUCCCCUCCCUCCCUCUCCAUGGCCGACCUCAACGCCUCCUCUGCUCCGGCGACGGCGGCCGCACCACUCUCUUCUUCUCCCCUUGACACUGAUCCACACACACCCCUCCAACAGCGCGCUCCCUCCAUGCCGCGCGCCGCCCUCACCCCCCUCCACCCCGACGGGCGCGAUCUGUUCGGCAGCGCCGCACCUCCCUCUCUCCCCAUCGUCCACAACUCCGGCGUCGUGCUGCCCACCCUUCCCGCCCCACCCUCUUCUACUCUCUCCAUACGCGACGUCCAGAUCGCCAACUACAUUGACUUCAAAGUCACCACCACCGGCACCAAUCUCUCCAAGUGGAGCCAAAUCCUCACCUUUCUGCUCACCAUGUACAAGGCAUUGGACCACAUCACGGAGGGCGCUGCCCCGGCCGUGCCUUCCGACGCCUGGCUCGCGGACGACAUCCACAUAUCCUUGUGGUUCAUGGCAACCCUCGCCGACGAUCUACUCCGACUGGUUCAGGGCUCCGACGGUCGUGCUUCCACCACGUGGGCUCGCCUCCACAACUUCUUCUACGCCAACCGGUCGUCGCAGUACAUCUGCCUCAGCAAAAAGUUCCGCAACACGCCGCGCGGGGAUAUGACAAUCGCCGUCUACGCCGCUCGCCUACAGUCCAUUGCCGACGACCUCGCCAACGUCGGUUACCCUGUGGCCGACCACGACCUCACCAUGCAGCUCCUCGCCGGACUCGGCAAAAAGUUCAAGCUCCCCUCCGCCAUCCUCCAGCAGGUCGUGCCGCUCCCGCAGUUCGCCGACGCCUGUUCCUGUCUCAUGUUGGCCGAGGUCUCCAUCGACGAGGAACAGGAGGAGGAGGCCUCCCACGUCAUGGUGGUCCAUGGCCAGGACCGCGGCGGCCGUGGCGGUGGCCCGAACAGCGGCGGCGGCCCUCGCGCCCCCCGUCCAGGAUCGUGGCAGCGAACAAGGCAACGCAGGCGGCGGUGGUCGCGGCGGCACACCACACGGUGGUUUUCCGGGCGGCAUCAGCCCCAAUUACCGGGGGAAGAACCCCAGCCCCAGCCGUCGGCGCCGUAUGCUGCACCACCUUACUCCUUCGACCACACCGCCAUGCUCCAUCAAGCCAUGAGCAACUCCACCGCUGCCGCGUACCCGCAGCAGCCUCCCGAGUGGAUCAUGGACUCCGGCGCCUCCUCCCAUGUCACCGGACCUAGCCACCAAGACCCUUCUUCUUCGCUCCAAUAGUGACGGGGACCUCUACCCAUUCAACAGCUCCACCCCCUCGACGCAAGCAGCCUUCUCCACCACCGGCGGCAACACAUGGCACCGGCGCCUUGGACAUCCAAGCUCCACCUCCAUCUCCCAUUUACCUCUUGAUUUUCUUACCACAUGUAAUAAUACAUCUACUAGUCGCUCCCCCAUAUGUGAAGCUUGUCAACUUGGUCGACAAGCCCGUCUCCCUUUCCCCACCUCCUCCUCACACACUACCGCUGCAUUUCAACUCCUACAUUGCGACUUGUGGACAUCUCCGAUUGUUAGUUUUUCUGGUUAUAAAUACUACUUAGUUGUUCUUGAUGAUUUUACUCAUUAUUCAUGGACCUUUCCCUUAAGAAAUA
Molecule: messenger RNA, 1642 nt
Organism: Lolium perenne
Lineage: Eukaryota; Viridiplantae; Streptophyta; Magnoliopsida; Poales; Poaceae
Source: RefSeq, a predicted model, not a curated record